This is a messenger RNA of Fusarium odoratissimum NRRL 54006, 2616 nucleotides long. RefSeq lists its product as uncharacterized. NCBI's taxonomy places the organism in Eukaryota, Fungi, Ascomycota, Sordariomycetes, Hypocreales, Nectriaceae. The coding region runs from base 409 to 2346 and encodes 645 amino acids. The record is from RefSeq and is a predicted model, not a curated record. The transcript has a single exon.
AUUGACAUCUAAUGAAAUUCAAGUCUUUGAAAUCUGGAAUAACUCCGCAGCCAUAGUAAGGUCGAUAAAUGGCGGUUACUCAUUCGAGCCUGUGUUGUUUCAGCAAUCGUGCCACAAACUCUGUCGCAACUUACCGCCUUCGACUACGAAACUUAGCCACCUCUAGACAGUCACGAUAUGGAACAGCUGAAUGGAUGACAUGUUGCAUUUCAAUAACUCUAACUAUUCCCAUUGAUUUUUCUGGGUGAAAAAUAUUCAGCUCUGCACCCCAACCAACUACCGCAAGCCUCAUUCCUCAGCUCAACGCCUCAAGACACCUUACCUAAUCCUCCGUCAACCACUACCACCGCCAUUUAUCACUUCCAUCAGCAAACCUCACGCGCACACGCACCAGAAUGAGCAGCCACGAUGGGUUUCCCCGGGCUGCUCACCUCCAGUUCUACCGAUAGAACCAGAACACCCUCUGUCCGGUCCAAGUCGAGCGACUCCAACCUUGUUCAGCCCGAGUACAUCUACGACGAAGCCCAACUACCAUGUCCGCCACCCGAGAGACCUGACCUGCGCGAACUCAACAGCAGCCUCGAGGCUCUGGCCGCUGUGUUUCCCGAUAUCCAGAUCGAAGUGUUUCGCGAGCUGUUGUCGAAUUUCGACGGCGAGUCAAGGCUCGCUCUUGUGGCCGAUGCACUGCUCAAGAAUAGAGUGACGUGGGUCAAGGGUCGGUGGAGAGUUCUGGACAAAGAGACCGCUCAACCGGAUGCGAUACCUAAAACAGAGGUGUUCAAGAGCAGGGAGUACAAAAGAGCCGUACAAAAUCUGGCAUGGCAUGAGUUUAAAGGCUUGUCGCGGUCUACCAUAAACGCCGUUCUUGCCGAGUCCAACUAUUCCUACCUCGAAGCCCGCCAGACCCUCGUCACUUUAUCCUCCAAAUCAUGGCGUUUCACAAUAUCAUCGCUGUUUUUCAGAAGGAAGCCUAUCGCUACGGGCGAGGCAGAGAAUCACCCGCUGGUAUCGUGGCGCUCAACCGGUCAGGGCUCCAUUACUCCCACCAUUCGAGCCACAGGUAGCGCGGAACUGGACCGCGAACUGUAUGACACGUUGGUGGCGCCGUUGAAAGAAAAGGACAGAAGAGACAGAGAGGAUAGAGACAGGGGGCUUGCAGUCAUACUCAACAACGAGGAGGCCGAAAAGGCAGAUGCAACGCACGAGUGUGUCUGCUGCUUCAUAUCAGCAGCCUUUGAGGAGUUUACCCACUGCAACCGCGAGGGCCAUCUCGUCUGCUACCGAUGUGUACAGCACUCCAUUAAGGAAGCAGUCUUUGGGCAAGGUUGGCAAAGUAGCAUCAACCCUGAAACGGGAACGCUCAAAUGCCUCUCUUCAGACGGCGAUGGAUGUCCUGGACAUAUCCCGCCAGAUCAUAUCCGCCGUGCCAUGGAGGAGGAAAAGAUGGGAGCAGAAAUUCUGCACAGGCUUGACUGUCGACUAGCAGAGCACAGCCUUCUGGCAUCUAACCUCCCUCUAGUGCGGUGUCCCUUCUGUGACUAUGCCGAGAUAGACGACAUAUACACGCCAGCGCACGAAUCUGCUCUUCGUAUCAAGUCGGAUAGCAUCUACAACCUUUUUUUCCUCGUUCUCUGCAUCGGUACCCUCCCGUUCGUCUUCCCGUUCGUCCUCAUUUCCUCAUUCAUUUGCCUCCUUCUCAGCACACAGCAGUCCUUUAGCGACUACAUAUCAGUGGAGUGGUCCAAAGCCCUCAACCGUCACCGUCGUCGUCGUCGCGGUACCAAAUUUACCUGCCAAAGCCCCAGCUGCGGCCGCAUGUCGUGCCUCUCAUGCCACAAGUCUUGGAAGGAUAUCCACGUAUGCAACGAAUCCUCCCUCGUCGCCCUACGCACACAGGUCGAGCAGGCCAUGAGCAUGGCUAUAAAGCGCGUCUGUCCCCGCUGCAACACAUCUUUCGUCAAGAAUGCAGGUUGCAAUAAACUCACGUGUCCCUGCGGCUACAAGAUGUGCUAUGUCUGUCGCGCCGACCUCACUGAUGAAGGAUAUCGCCACUUUUGUGAUCAUUUUCGCCCAGAAGGUGAUGCCACACCCUGCAAGGAGUGUGACAGGUGCAAUCUCUGGGAAUCUGAGGAUACAGAGCAGGUUUUGCAAGCCGCGCGCGAAGAGGCUGAGCGCAAGUGGAAAGACAUGGAGAACCGAGAACUAUCAGGCACUGAGCGGGCGUUCCUUGAAACGGGCGUUGCGGCGAAUAGGAUGGACGUAAGUGUUGAGCGUGUUCUCUUCAGCGGCCGAAUUCCCGCUCUUUCGGAAGUGUUGGAUCUGGUCGUAGAAACGCUUUUUGUUUAGGGAUAUGGUCACUUCUUCUCUUUCUCUUUUCGAGUAACGGCGUACAACAAGAUGGUUCAAUUAAGCCUCAUUGUGACUUCAGGCGCAGGCUUAACGACUUCCACAAAUAUAAACAUCAGGAUGGGCACGGGGCGUCUUUUGGUUUAGAAAUUUAAGAAAUUGGUAUUGAAUUCGGCAUAUAAGAUUGGGCAGAACAGGACAUGAUAAGAAUCACAUCACUCAACUACAAUACAAACUUUAUGAUAGUACAUGAAUAUCCCAUUGCAGAAA